This is a messenger RNA of Parasteatoda tepidariorum (common house spider), 1787 nucleotides long. RefSeq names its product complement receptor type 2. The record is from RefSeq and is a predicted model, not a curated record. NCBI's taxonomy places the organism in Eukaryota, Metazoa, Arthropoda, Arachnida, Araneae, Theridiidae.
AUUAAUAAACGGAAGUUACUGGAGAUCCGUUUUUCGUUAGGACAAUAAGCCUUUAAAUUAUGUAGUAAAUAAUGGUCCACACACAAAUUCUUCAAGUUGCGAUAUUUUUAUCCAUGCUUAAGCACAUUGUGCUCAGAGAAUUGAAGUGUGGAAAACCAGGUCAUUCUCCUAUUUGUCCAUACUUUCCAACACAGGAGUCCUAUUACGAAGGUGACAAAGUUAUUUACUAUUGUAGAGAAAGAAAUAGAUGCUAUUCUAACGAUAACCAAACUAGAACAUGCCUUCAAACUGGUACUUGGUCUGGAAAGGUUCCUUUAUGUUAUGUUGCAAUGACAAUUAAAGAUAUUUUGCUCACCCCACCUAUAUCUGGAUCAAAUUUUAACUUUUUAAUUGACUCUAAUAGAACUACCUGUAUUCAAAGCAAUUCUACAACUAUAGCUGUUUGGGAAAUUCUCAUUGAAAAGAUUUCACCUAUAAAAAUGAUAAAAGUGGAUUUAUUAACUGAUUCACCCUUGAAUGUUGAUAUUUUGGUAAUUGGAAAGAAUAAAACAUCUUUAUGUGGAAGAGCUGAGAGUUAUUUAGGCUCUGGAUCUUCCUUAAUUGUGGUGUGUCCAUCAGGAUUAGAAGGAAAUUCUAUUCGAAUGACACAAAGAUCUUAUCCAGAGAUGAUUUUUAAACUUUGUGAAAUUAGUGUGUUUUCUUCAUAUGGAGUUGCAGCGUGCUUAAAAGCAGAUACUCCUUUGAAUGCUCGUGGACAGAAACAAGUUGGAACAGAGUCAACAAUGUAUGUCUUUACUUGCAAUCAAGGAUAUGAAUUGAUGGGCGAAAAGUCAGUUCACUGUCAAUCGAAUGGAAGUUGGAGCUCAACCUCUGCAGUUUGCAUAAAAAAAAAUAUAUGUGAAAGUUUGCCGCAUGUUGCCAAUGGGAUUGUAUAUAGAACAUCUAUCAAUAGUUCAGCAUUGUUAGUUUGCAAUGAAGGCUUCAAACCUUUAACAGAUGAUAAGAUAUAUUGUCUACCUACAGGAAAGUGGUCUUCUAACAGUCUCCAUUGUAUUCCAAUAGAAUGUAAGAGAAAUCCUAUUAUUCCAUUUGGAAGAGGACACCUUAUUGAUGGAAAUUCAGUUUAUGGAUCCAGACUUCAAAUUAAAUGCGACCUUGGUUAUGCUGCAAUUGAAUCAGAUCUACGGCAAUGUCAACAGGAUGCUUCUUGGGGAAACUUAGAUAUAUGUCUUGAAUUGAAUUGUGGCAAACCAUUAAAUGAAAAUUGUGGACAAUGGAUACCUUUGAAUAUUUCUUUUAUUUUUGUUCUCAUUUGUGAUAGUGGAUGUCAUAUUGAAGGUUCUCCUCCAGUUAUUCAAUGUCUUCCUAAUGGAACAUGGACUCAUACCUUUGCAGUCUGUCGUAACAUGAAUAGAAGUGACUUGAAAAUGUGGACAUUGAAUUCUAUGUUAUUAACAACAGUUGGAGUUGGAACAACAAUUCUUUUUCUUGUCCUGUGCGUCUUGUUAUUGAAAAAGAGGCUCUAUUUAAAGUCAACAGUAUUCCAGUCAAAUGAUGCAAUGGAAUUAAGUUCAAUGGAUCCAGUUUACGCACAACCAUUCGAAAAUAAGAAGACUGAAGAUUUUUAUUCAACUCACAUAUAUGCAGAACCAAUUGAUUCUUCUCUUCCAAAUCAAAAAAAAAUGUUUCGAGAUCAAAUGAUUGACAAUCAGAUAUAUCAUUUCUAGAUCAAUAAAUUAUAACUUUUUGUGGUCUUUCAUAAAAUAGUUUUUCUCUCGUUUUGUUAA